This is a messenger RNA of Castor canadensis (American beaver), 567 nucleotides long. It is a transcript of the gene Caps, whose product is annotated as calcyphosine. The record is from RefSeq and is a predicted model, not a curated record. Gene Ontology annotation, cellular component: vesicle. Gene Ontology annotation, molecular function: calcium ion binding. NCBI's taxonomy places the organism in Eukaryota, Metazoa, Chordata, Mammalia, Rodentia, Castoridae.
AUGGACUCCGUGGAUGCCACUAUGGAGAGGCUGCGAGCACAGUGCCUGUCCCGAGGCACCUCAGGCAUUCAGGGCUUGGCCAGGUUUUUCCGUCGCCUGGACCGGGACGGGAGCCGGUCCCUGGAUGCCAGGGAGCUCCGACGGGGCCUUGCAGAGCUGGGGCUGGUGCUGGACAAGGCAGAGGCGGAAGGUGUGUGCAGGCGCUGGGACCGCGAUGGCAGCGGGACCCUGGACCUGGAGGAGUUUCUGCAGGCACUGCGGCCCCCUAUGUCCCAGGCCCGGAAAGCAGUCAUCUCAGCUGCCUUCGCAAAGCUGGACCGCAGUGGGGAUGGUGUGGUGACUGUGGAUGACCUCCGUGGGGUGUACAGUGGCCAUGCCCACCCCAAGGUUCGGAGUGGAGAGUGGACAGAGGAGGCCCUCCACUGUUUCCUGGACACCUUUGACGCCUCUAACAAGGAUGGGCAGGUUACACUGGCAGAAUUUCAGGACUACUACAGUGGCCUCAGUGCUUCUGUUGACACAGACGAGGAAUUCGUGGCCAUGAUGACCAGUGUCUGGAGGCUGUGA